Messenger RNA from Loxodonta africana (African savanna elephant), 6073 nucleotides. RefSeq names its product transmembrane protein 26 (gene TMEM26). The transcript is spliced from 6 exons. Bases 1 to 1107 code for a protein of 368 amino acids. NCBI's taxonomy places the organism in Eukaryota, Metazoa, Chordata, Mammalia, Proboscidea, Elephantidae. The record is from RefSeq and is a predicted model, not a curated record.
AUGGAGCCCCUGGUCCUGCUCAACGCCCUGGCCACCCGGCUGCUGUUCGUGCUGCACUCCCUGGUCGGGGUCUGGCGAGUGACCGCAGUGAAGAAAGAGCCACUGUACUGGUUGCUCGCGUUGCUCAACCUCCUGCUCUUCCUGGAGACUGCGCUCACUCUCAAGUUCAAGCGUGGCAGAGGCUACAAAUGGUUUUCACCAGCUAUAUUUUUAUAUCUGAUUAGCAUCGUUCCAUCAUUAUGGCUUCUUGAAAUGCAUCAUGAGACCCAGUAUUGCAGUAGCCAGUCUGAAGGAAUGUCACAGAAUACCAGUGGCAGAGACGACUUCAAUCAAUCUCUGAUGUCAAGUGAACAAACCAAUGGAGCAGAUGAUCUCAUUGAGACGGCCAAAGUUUUUGUAAAUAACUUAUCUACAAUGUGUGAGAAAGUUUGGACUUUGGGACUCCAUCAAACAUUCCUGUUAAUGCUAAUAAUUGGAAGAUGGCUUCUACCCAUUGGAAGCGGGAUCACUCGGGACCAACUCUCUCAACUUCUCCUUAUGUUUGUGGGAACAGCUGCUGACAUACUGGAAUUCACAAGCGAGACGUUGGAAGAACAAAAUGUGAGGAACAGCCCUGCACUGGUCUAUGCCAUCCUGGCUAUAUGGACUUGGAGCAUGCUGCAGUUCCCACUUGACCUUGCGGUACAGCACGUCGUGUGCCCUGCGGCUGUGACAGCCAGAGGAUUCCCCAGCCUGUUCUUUUGCCAGUACAGUGCCGAUCUGUGGAAUAUCGGAAUCAGCGUCUUCAUACAAGAUGGGCCUUUUCUUGUCGUGCGUCUCAUACUAAUGACCUAUUUUAAAGUGAUAAACCAGAUGCUUGUGUUCUUUGCUGUGAAGAAUUUCCUUGUGGUGGUGUUACAACUCUAUCGCCUGGUAGUGCUGGCCUUGGGAGUCCGGGCUUCCAUGCGAAACCAGUCAGAAGGCCAGAAAGAAGAGGACAACUGCUCGGGUCAACCAGCUGAGAGUGGCCUCUUACCAACGGGCUGGGAGAGCAAUUCUAAGGAGGGCUCAGCUAUCCCUUUGCAGGUUUCACAAGUCACCUCUGACGACUGUCCCCCAACUCCAUAGAUAUUUACUUACUGGAAGCAUGAUGGAAUGGUUAACUUUCUGGUUCUUCUCACAGACAGGAUCUCCCUCUUUUUUUUUUUUUAACUUGGCAUACAAUAAUUUUCAAAAGAACCACAUUAAAAAAAAAAUGUUCUUAAACCAAAGUCGAAGGAUUUUCUUUUUUCAACUCAAUAGAAGGAACUUUGAUUAGUGGCUAUCAGUGCAACUUCUAUGUGAUGGUAUCAGAUGUUUUAGUCGUUCAGAACGACUAAGUGAUUUGUUUGGCUUGAACUGUCUGAAAAGCUUUGGACUGGGUUACAGUGACAUGCCCUGGAAAGAUCUAUUGCAGACAAACAGUGCCGCGACUGGUACCUGAAAAUGCAGAAGCUUUGAACUUUGGCUCCAUUGUCAAACUAUCUCGUCUGAUCUUUUCUGCAGUGUCCCUCUGACAUCCAAAAACGUACAUUCAGUGAAUGCAGAACAGAGAAAGGGAAGAGUGCCUUUAACAUUACCUCACUGUGGGCUGGAAGCAGUGAAAACCUCUGCCCAGCUUCCAUGUCAUAGAGAGCCCUGUUCUUUGCCGCACAGGCCCUCCCUGGAAAAUCAUUGUUUUGGGCUUAUGUGGUAUUCUGUCAUGGUGCAUAUAUUCUUACAGAUAUUUUAUUGCUUUUGGCUAGGGUACUACCAUAUACACACAGCAAGCCAUUUCAGUUACACAUCCACUGGUUGCAAGACAGAAAAUACUGGUAAAAUGCUAGCAAAGUCACAAUUGCCAUUCUGAACGUGAUACGAGGUAUUUGUCAGAAUUUUCCUUAACCCUACUUUAGCAUUUUCGGUAUUGCGAGAUUGGAUUACAUGGGUUGAUGCAGAGAACCACUGAAGCAAGGAAUAGAGGUGUUUAGGCCCUUUAAAUGUUACCAGUUUCUGGUGUCUGCCAGCAAGUAGCAAGCAUAGCUGUAGCUCCUCUGAACUACCUCUGUGGGAGGCCACCUUUGGUCUCAGGGAACACCUUGGUGACAGAGGAUUGCAUCAGCCCUAAGCACAGCCAACUGCCCUUGAUUAGUGAUGACAAUAUGCCACAGUAGUGUGGCAAUGAAGAAUUUGCUUUAGUUCCCUGUACUAAGGAUCCUUGGUGCCACAGUGGUUAAGCCCGCCGCUGUGCUGCUAACUGAAAGCUACGCGGUUGGAAGCCACCAGCCGCUCCAUGGAAGAAAGACAUAGCAGUCCACUUCUGUAAAGAUUACAGCCUUGGAAACCGUGUGCGGGGCAGCUCUGUUCUGUCCUACAGGGUCGCUAUGAGUCCAAAUCAACUGGACCGCAACGGGUUUGGUUUUGGGUUUUUCCCUGUGCUAAGACGUCAUUUUCCCGUAUUGAACUAGCCAAGCUAUCCCUUUAUAGACCUCUGUACUUUGCAGAUGGAGGUGAUUCAGAACUUUUAAAAGUGAUUUUUGCUUAAAGAUAUAGCAUGAAUAUUCACCCUGCUCUAUAGUAGAAAUUAUAUGAGACAAACAGUUCCAAUACUGUUCUUUAGGGGUUCAAGAAUAGUUCCUUUUAUAUUAUUAUGCUCAGAAAUUCAAAGGGGAUAUUAAAGACAAGGCAGGGUAUGGCCUUAUAGAGGGUGUAGCCUACUGAGAGCCAGUAGGGACAAUUUUAUGUAUAAAUCUCUGUAUGACCUGAUAUUCGUUCAAAAUAUCUGCCGAAAAUUUUCAUCGACAAAUUCUCUUUUCAUACAGAGAAAUGCAUAUAUUCCAGUGAAUGGUUUCUUCAGUGCCUGUAAUCAUAUAUGUUUCUUUUUCUUUCUUUUCUUCCUUGUUUUUCUAAUUUAAGCAAUAUGAUGAUUGUAAAAUUAUAUGUGAAACUAAUGCAAUACAUUUUUAAUUUUCCACAAUUAGUUUUUGAAAGUUAAAGUCAGCAUAUUAUAUUUAUAUGAAGUAAAGAACUUGAUAGCACUUAAGGGCAUGUUAUUUAAAAUGCUUAGCACUGAAAGCAAAAUAAUAACUGCUAUUUAUAAGAAUGCCUCAGCAAAAUCUGUUUUCAUGUCGACUGUUUGAUGUUGAAUGUUUUUUUCCACAACAUGUAUGUGCUGCUUAUUAUUGUGGAUUUGCUUACGGCAUACUUUCAUGUUUUAGUUUUUUUUUUUUUCCCAGUAAAACAAACAUUGAGCCUCUAAAAAUAGAUAAAGUAUAAAGUAGUACGGCUGUUGCAAGAAUAUUUUUAAAUGCUUCCAAAUCUGAGACUUGGCUUGGCUUCAUGAAUGAGUUUCUAGUGUUUAAGUCAAGUAUUUUGCAAUUAGCACUCUACUGAAGGCCUGGGAAAUAGGAAGCCUGUCCAGAGACUAGCUUUAUUGAGAGUGCCAGGAAGUCAAAGAGUGUCCAGGACCAUCUUGGCAAUUCGUAAUGGCAAAAAUAGACACAUGUUCUGUGAGAUUUUCCAGGAAAAUCUGCUAAGGGCAGCAUUAGUUAACCUAACUGCCAGGACUCCCACUCCUUUGGACCAGCUGUUUUUAUAGUAGAAAAAAGAAAAAUCUGUAUUCAUUUAGUUGAUUUUAAAAACUCCUAAGUCCAGGUUGUAUCCACAAGAGCCCCGAUGAAAUGUUAAAAUUGUGUUCAGUUAAUUGUAUGCUUUUAUUUUAGACUGCUAAACAUUGCAGUGUUUGAAAACAUCCAAGGGUUUGCUACAUAGUAGCUAAAACACUGGUCACCCUUAAUGUGUUGGCAUCCUGUGGACUUGCUUAUGUUUGAUUUAUAACAAGGGAAAUGACACAGAUCAUCUGUGUAAUGUGAUGCAGGCCUUUACCUCUCUACCACCCCCAUAGACACGUAACACACCAGGCCCCAACCACGGGAAAAAGUAGCUCAUUUGUAGUUGUUGAUGUUGUUGUUAUGGUUAUUGUUGUUAUUUAAUUGCUUGUUCAAGCAAAUGUGCUUCCUAGAAACAUAUCAUUCCACUUGUGAGAAAACACAAGGUACAUGUUUUAACAAUGGUAUGUAGAAACACACCUAAUAACCAUCUUGUUGGUUUUCUUUGCCCUUACUGGAUAAGUCUCAGAGAUGAGUUGACACUAAGUAUCUCAAUCUCUAUAAAAAAUGGUAGAUCAUUACAGGGCUCACAUCUACCUUCCUUCUUUCCCUCCUUCCUUCCUUUCUACCUUCCUUCCUUCCCUUUUUCCUACUUAAGACCGAAUGACUAAAAGUUAGGUAUCUUUGAAUGACGCUUUUAUGAAUACAUAGUAGGGGAUUAAAAAGCACUGUGAAAUUUCUCCCUGAAUUUACCCAGACCAUCUCGGCCCUUCUUGUGUUGGUAAAUAGAACGUUCUAUUCCAUAUAACACUUGUUGGGAUUCUGCUGUAGAAAUCCCAAGGGCUCCUACCAGAAGAGAAAAAACAGAACAAACCUCACCUUUUUGAUAAAUACUAAUGUUUAGCUGCCACAAUAGUGCUAUUGUAAAAAUAAAAGUUGGAAUUUGUAACUGAAUUUCACUGUACUUCUUGGCCACUCUUUCUGAAUUAUCAAAUGGUAAGAUUAGUGAACUAUCUUUGUUUCUGAUUAUUCUGUUAAUUUUUAUUGGAAUUGGUAACAUAAGGAAAUAAAAAUUUGUAUUGGCCAGUAACAUUCUUUCUAAUCUUCCAAAAUGAAGAUUAUGACACAAUUUUACCCACUGGCUUUGUUGUAGUUCCACUACCUAUAGCAGCACUCUAGGCCUUGUUAGACCACACAGAUACAGCCAAGAAAUAUCAGGAUUUACUACUGUAAUGUAAGUUAUUAAGUUGUCAUUUCAUAGAAAUGUUCCAGAGCUUUGGCAGGCAGGCAUUAUAAGGUGCACAUGCUUUAGAAUUUUCUACCAGCCUUCAGAGUUGAACAUUGAUUCAUCCUUUUUGGCAUUUCAUCUGAACAACUCUUAAUCAACUCUCCUGUUAAAAAAGAGAAAGAAUUCAAAAGGCCAAGCCUCUGUCUACCUUUGCUGUACUCCAACGCCAAGAAAGUGAGAUAUUGAAAUAUAGCACAGAGCUUCAGAGACGUAAAUGAAAAACCAAACUUGAGUUACAAGAAGAGAAGAGGCUGUUCCUUUUUUACAACUUCAGACUCUGCUUUUUACUUUGUGGGCACUCUGUCCGCUCUUGGAACCCUCUGGUUUGGGGUUAAAGCAAGCAGCUGGAGAUGUUUACAGCUUGGAGGCUUCAAAUAACUUUCCAUAUGAUGCUAGUCACUCUAAACAAUGUUUGAAUAAUCAACUGCUACAGACUUCUUUUUUAUGGCUGUCCAUCUUCUGAAUCUUUCUUACUAGAAUACUGUAUAAGAAUAUUUUCUCUGAUUUAUUUAUAUUUAUACUAUUUUCUAAUAAAUGGCCUUUGUACGUUAUUAGAUAUGGAUAUAUUAAAUAGUUGGUGUACAACUUUAUCUUAAUGUCUAUUUUUGCCUGCUUUUCAUGUCUUUGUUUUCUACUGGAAUUCAUUUCAUUUUUAUUUUUUAAGCCCUCAUUUAAAAAGAAAAAACUGAUUUAGACUAUGAUUAAAGUGGCAUUUCAAACUAGUGAGGAAAGGCUGAGCAAUUUAACAAAUGAUUUGGGGAAAUUUUGCCAUCCAUCUGGAAAAAAUAAAGUUAGAUUUCUAUCUUAUGCAAUACACAGAAAUAAAACCCAGAUGCAUUGAAGAUCUAUAUGUAAAAGUGAAAACCAUAAGAUAUUAGAAGAUAAUAUAGAAUGUGCUUUUUAGCAUUGGAGAAUGUAAAAGAUCUUCCAUAGCAAGACAUGAAACUCAGAAGCUAUGAGAGAAAACAUUUACAGGUUUUCCUACAUAAAAUAAGGUUUAAAAUUUCUGAAUGGCAAAAGUUAUCAUGAAUACAUCACUACUAUUUUCUGGAGUUGAUGCAACCAACAAUAGAAAUGGGAGGUAUGAAUGAGACUUGGAAAUGAGGAACCAAAUUUAUCAUUUAUUCAUAUGUAAUAAGAUUAAAAACCUACCUUGAACAUCCAAAAAAAAAAAAAAAAA